Molecule: messenger RNA, 1096 nt
Organism: Dreissena polymorpha
Lineage: Eukaryota; Metazoa; Mollusca; Bivalvia; Myida; Dreissenidae
Product: transcription factor HES-4-like
Exons: 3
Coding region: 96-968 (290 amino acids)
Biological process (GO): anterior/posterior pattern specification; regulation of neurogenesis; regulation of transcription by RNA polymerase II
Cellular component (GO): nucleus
Molecular function (GO): protein dimerization activity; RNA polymerase II cis-regulatory region sequence-specific DNA binding; DNA-binding transcription factor activity, RNA polymerase II-specific
Source: RefSeq, a predicted model, not a curated record
AAGAUGCAGUCGACAUCAGUACAAUUCUGAAUACCGAUACACACGGAUAUCAACUGGUGGUGAACCAAUACGUGGAUUUUUGUGCAAGUGUUUAAAUGUUAUUGAUGGAAACGAAAAUGUGCGAUGCAAAAGUUUCACCAGUUAGACCAGAUACUUCCACAUCGUAUCUGAGAAAGAUAAAGAAGCCACUGAUAGAGCGAAAAAGACGAGAACGAAUCAACAACUGUCUGGCACAACUGAAAACAAUUCUUCUUGAGAACAUCAAACAGAAUGGCGGCACGCAAGUCUCCAAGCUGGACAAGGCCGACAUUCUCGAGAUGACCGUCAGCCACCUCCGGCAGAUACACCACCAACAGCUCAGCGCCGCCAUGGCCGCCAGUUCCGGCGUGAUCGCCCAGUACCGAGAAGGCUACACAGAGUGCGCCGCGGAGGCCGUCCGCUACAUGGAAGCGUCGCGCGCGUACCCGGCGGAAAUGGUCAUGCGCAUGCGCAAUAACCUAACCAACAAGGUCGCGUACGCACUGGGACACGGCCAGCCGCGUCUGGCUAUCACGAGCGCACCGCGUGACACAAUCUCGCCCCGAGACUACAGUGUGGCUCGUAGCCAUGGCAACGGACUUAGCAACUUGAAAUGUCACAGUGAAGGACACAAAACGCCUGUCAAGGUAAAAGUGGAGAGUUUGACCAGUCCGUGUAAAUCUCACUACUCCCCCGACAGUGGAUUUGACAGUGCUUUCUCGCCUCUGUUAAUGACCGUUCCCUACCAUACGCUGAAGCGCGAAUCGGAAUCCACGCCUAUAAGGCUUACCUCCACGCCCAUAGACACUCGUUGUGACGAUCAUUCCCCGAACAUAUCCGAAAUCAAGACCUCCCAGAAUUCCGUACUCGAACUUCCGGUUAGACAUCCGGUUCCGGUCAACGAGGUCGGAGAUUCCCCAUCUCAAAAACAAGUGUGGCGGCCAUUUUAACAUGGACACGAUUCUAUUUUUUCAAAUUGUAAAUUGUUUAUAAAUGUUAUAUUUUCACCAAAUGUCACUACAUGUUGUGCAUAAUGUUUUGAACCAAGACUCUGUGAUAAUUAUUGUCUUAUUUUUGU